Punctularia strigosozonata HHB-11173 SS5 is the source of this 639-nucleotide messenger RNA. RefSeq lists its product as uncharacterized. The transcript has 4 exons. NCBI's taxonomy places the organism in Eukaryota, Fungi, Basidiomycota, Agaricomycetes, Corticiales, Punctulariaceae. The coding region runs from base 1 to 639 and encodes 212 amino acids. The record is from RefSeq and is a predicted model, not a curated record. Gene Ontology annotation, cellular component: endoplasmic reticulum. Gene Ontology annotation, biological process: peptidyl-proline hydroxylation to 4-hydroxy-L-proline. Gene Ontology annotation, molecular function: procollagen-proline 4-dioxygenase activity.
AUGGUAAAGAAAUCGCGAACCAAAGCUGCACUCAUAUCUGGACCUACGCCGAAGCCCGCUCCUCCGCUAACGUUUCCGGACCUUACACCAAAGAUGGAAUUGGAACGCACCGUCCUUGUUGAUGACCAGAUCAUACUUCUAGACGGACUAUUUGAUGCUGAAGAAUGCAAACGUUACGUCAAGUUCAUAGACGAGCUUCCUCUCGAGCUCACUCCGCCUCCGAAGCGAGGCGAGGCCGAGAGAGUGAACCAUCGCAUCUCAGCGUCGUCUCCCUCGUUCGCGGAGAAGCUCUACGCUAUACUCGCACCGCACUUGCCCGAAGAGUUUCCCUAUCCGUCGUCCGCAAGGCGGCCCGCAGGGAAGACCCAUCACUCUCCUCAUUCACUGAACUCGAACAUACGGAUGUACAAGUACACACCCGAGCAGUAUUUUGGGCCGCACUACGAUGACUCCGUUCGGGACGCGGUCACGGCGGCGAAAUCCGAAUGGACCCUGCUGAUCUACUUGACCGGCGAGGAGGACGGCGUCGAAGGUGGAGAGACGCUCUUCUACCACGAAAGCAGGGGUAAGCCUCGUGAAACCAUCACACCCCCGCUGAGACGCGGAAUGGCGUUGUUGCAUCGGCGAGUACAAGUAUAA